Messenger RNA from Macrobrachium nipponense, 2301 nucleotides. Its product is annotated as trichohyalin-like. The record is from RefSeq and is a predicted model, not a curated record. NCBI's taxonomy places the organism in Eukaryota, Metazoa, Arthropoda, Malacostraca, Decapoda, Palaemonidae. The transcript has a single exon. The coding region runs from base 1 to 2301 and encodes 766 amino acids.
AUGUCGGAUUCUCGGACUCCUGCAAUCUUUGAGGAACAACCCUGCAGCGUUGAUGCGCCUCGCUUUGCUCUCGCCAUCCCUGGGAUGGCAUUGUUGGCGGGCUUGGCGCUCGCUGCUUUCUGUUGUUACCGGAUUAAAGGAACCCGAGUUGACGACAUGGAAGAAAUCGUUUUAAUGGAAGACAGCGUGGAUACGGAAGGUAGUGAAAAUAGUGACGACAAUGAAGAUGAUGCAGACUUGAACGAUGAUGACGACCUGGACAAUGAUGACGACCUGGACAAUGAUGGCGACCUAGACAAUGAUGACGACCUGGACACCGAAAUUGACGACGAGGAAGAGAGCAUGGAAUUGGAAGAUGAGGAAGAUAGCGACCUGGACAAUAAUGACGAAUUGCACCCCGGAAUUGACGACACCGAAGAUGACCUGACCACCGAAACGGACGAAAAGAUGAGACCAGAAGGAGAACCACAUAAGUGCGAAGUCGCUGCAACAAAAAUGGAACACCUCUGGAAAGAAGCUCAGCAGGAGAUCGAACUGCUCCGAAAGCAGGUCAUGGAGAAAGAUCUGCUGCUUGCAAAAAAAGAAGACGAGGGAAAGGAAAUGAAAAGUAAUUUUGAAAAGGAAAUAAAUGAAAGAGACAGAAAAAUUGUUAACCUCCUCCAACAAGGUGAACAACUCAGAGGUGAAAAGCAGCAAUUAGAUCAGGAUUUAAGAUUGACUUUAGAUCAAUUGGAAGAGACGGAAAGGAUACAGAAAGAGCAGAAUGAGAAAUUUACGUCUCUGGAGUGUCACCUGCAGGAGAAAGACCGCUUGCUCAACAGGAGAGACGAGGACGAGAGCGAGAUGAGACGGCUCUUCCAGCAGGAGAUGGCUGAAAAAGAGAGAGAGCUGGAGGCCAUCUUACAGAAGGAAUCAGAACUCAGCCUGAAAUUAAAGGAAAGUGAAAACACUAAUGAGUUACUUGAUUUGGAGAAUGAAGAGUUUUGUACGAUGACUGAAGAGCUGAGGAAAGUUUUAGCUAAGAAAGAGAAGGAACUCGACCUUUUGAGAGAAUCCCUCGCCCUUAAAACUAAGGAAUUGAAGGAAGGUCAAGACCAGCGUGAAAUGAUGAAGAGACGAUUGGAGGAAGCUGAAGGUGAUAACUCGACUCUCCGAGAAAAGCUGAGGCUUGCUGAAGCAGAGAAUUUAAACACUCAGGAGAUAUUAGGGCAUGAGUUUCAAGCAAUGAAGAACUGGGUGGACGAACUAGGAGGAGAAAAUACAAGUGUUAAAGAAGAACUAGAAAAAAAGGAGCUGGAAAUAAUGUUGCUGGAAGAAUCUUUAGAACAUAAGGAAACUAUUCUUCAGGAUGCUCUCCAUCACUGGAAUGAGAUUGAAAAGUUGUUGGAAGGAGCGAAGGAAAAAGAGAAGGAGAUGGAGGCUUCCCUAAUGAACUUAGAAGCAGAGCUCCAGCAGAGGAACCUUCGAAUCGAAACUUUCCUCACCAAAGAAGAACAGUCAAAGUGUGAACAACAAGAAUUUGAGGAUAAACUAGACGUAGCACUCCAUUAUGCAACGGAGCUGCAGACGUUGCUAAAGGAAGCUGAAGAAAGGGAGAGGAAAAUAAAAAAGGAUUUAGAAGAACAGAUAAAUAAAAACCAUCUCUUGGCAAAGGAAAAGGAAGAUGGAGAGAUUGAAAUAAGAAGGCAGCAUCAGGAGAAUCUAAGGCAAAAGGACAAAGAAGCAGAGAAGCAGCGCAUAUGCCUGGAAGAACUCCAGGAUCACUUAGAAAGCGCUCUGCGUCAAGAACAGAGCCUGGAACGCUUGCUGGAAUGUAAAGAAGAAGACCUCAUCUCUUUGAAGAAGAAGGAGAGUGAAACCCAGCUGGAAGUGCAGCGACUUCUCAAGGACUGCGAUAUGCUGAAAGAAGAGAUUCAGCUACAGGACCAGAAUAGAAUGAGAGAAGAAAAACGUCUCAGGGAGCAGCUAAUAACACAGGAGGAGGCUUUGAGGGAACAUGACAAAUACAUGUUGAUGAUGUUUCUACAUGGGACUGCUCAGAGGAAUUUCCAGCUAGAACACAUUGCGCUGGAACAUGGAGAUGAUAUGAUUGAACAAGGGAAGAGAGAGAAGUGCACAGGAGGAACAAUAGGAAGGAAAGACACAGAGAGCAAGGAAGACCCCUGUGAAAAGGCUCGUGAGACAGAAGAGAAACAACGUAAGGAGUACUGGAAUGCCCAGCGGGAGAAAAACGAGGAUUACGAGAAACAAUGGGAGGGCCUCAAGCACAUUGUGGAAGAUGUUCUUCACGGAGAUGAAUAA